AUGCUUGGUCCCAAGCGUGUCACGGAGGCAAUGGUCGGCUUGAUCCAUCCUGGAGAGGGUCGGAUUGUCAACACUAGUUCUGGGGCCGCGCCUGGGUAUUUGAAAAGCCAGUCCGCCUCAUUGAAGGCCACGCUGUCCAACCCCGACAUUACCUUUGACGAGCUGUCUGCCACUGUCAGCGCGCAGGUUGCAGCAAAUAAUCUUGGCAUGGGGAGGGGCUACGGCCUCUCAAAGGCAGCACUCAACGCGCUGACGCUGAUUCAAGCCAAGGCCCACCCUAACCUGAAGGUCGUCAGCUUGAGUCCUGGCUUCAUCGAUACGCCGAUGACGAGGGGCUUCAACGCUCGGCUGACGCCAGAGCAGGGAUGCGUCUCGAGCCUGGUGUGCUUGUUCGGGCCGGUCUCCAGCGGCUACUUCUACGGCAGCGACGGCCUGCGCUCGCCCCUCACCAUGACCCGCGAUCCCGGGACGCCAGCGUACGGAGGCGAGGAUGAUCCCGACCCGAAGGUCUACAACAAAUGA
Prorocentrum cordatum is the source of this 522-nucleotide messenger RNA. The record is from the annotation of a GenBank genome assembly. NCBI's taxonomy places the organism in Eukaryota, Dinophyceae, Prorocentrales, Prorocentraceae.